Molecule: messenger RNA, 904 nt
Organism: Cucurbita moschata (crookneck pumpkin)
Lineage: Eukaryota; Viridiplantae; Streptophyta; Magnoliopsida; Cucurbitales; Cucurbitaceae
Exons: 3
Coding region: 298-678 (126 amino acids)
Source: RefSeq, a predicted model, not a curated record
UGGAAUUCCAACACCUUGUAAAGUGGGGAAUAAAUUCACAUGUGAAAAAUUUGCAAUAUCCCUUCAAGACCUCCAACUAACCCUAAUGCUUUGAGUGAUUGGCAUCCCCAUUUUUGGUAAUAAAUUAUCGUUUUGCACAUGCCCAUUUGCUUAGAAGGUAAACGUGUUGAUAUUUUUUGACAGUUUAAAAGUCUCUUAUUUUCUUCAAAUUAGAUAGCUUUUGCCUAAAACCAUAAACAACUCUGUUUUCCUCUCUUUAUAUAUCAUUUUUAGAGGUCUUAUUGGGACAGAAAACAAAUGAAAAAAGAGGUAAAGGGAAUUGGCAUUUGGCAAAUGGGAAGGGAGUUCAGUUUGGAGCUUUGUCUUUGCCCAUCUUCUCCUGCAAUUCCCAUGAUGGCCAUGCCAUUGAAUCAUCAGAAGCAGAUCAUGGUUUUCAAUAAUGGAACAGCUUCGGUCUGUGACUUGACUGAACUCCAGGUAAGAGCCAUAUUAGGGAUAGCAAGCCAAGAGAGGAAUAGCAGCAAGAGCCAAUGGUGGAGCAACCCAGAACGGUUGAGUCUGCAAAUGCCAAAUGGUAAUGCAGGUUUCUCCAUUAAGAAAUCUCUUCAGAGGUUCCUACAAAGGAGGAACACCAGAAGAAUUCGAUCCAUGUAUCCGUAUCACAAACCACGUACCUAAUUCAAAGUUUAUGCCUCCCAACCUCAUCAAUCAAUCAAUCAAAGAAUUCUCAUUUGCAAUUGCAAUCUGCUAACAUUCUUAUAUUAUAUUGUUGAAUGUAAAUGAGCAAGAACAAACCAUAGGAUAACUAGAAUUCGUUUCGCUCGAUUGAAUCAAAAUACAACAGCCACAUUAGAGGGCAAUUAUCUAUCAAGACAGGAGAAUGAAAUAUAUUUCCGGGGGCGGG